GGAACCCUUAGCGCGUGAAGACUAGCAGCAGACGCGAGAUCUACCUUGGUUCAUCCCAUCUGACCUGACAAUGAAGCAGCCGUGGCCGUCAUUAUGCGCCCUCAUUGGCAUCGUCCUGCCGCAGCGUGCUGCCGCAUUCCGUACGCCCAUGCAGCUAUCGCGACUGCAGCACUCCCACCCCUCUCAGUCACUCUCGACACACAGCAGAAGGCAACACAGGCGGCAGUCGGCCACCCGUCAAGGUGUGUCGAUGCAGCUGGUGGAGACCGCGCCGCCGUCAGCCGAGGUGCUGCCGAUGAAGACGGCCUUCAGCAACGUGCCGCCGUCCGUCGAGAAGAAGAUCGGGCGCAAUCUGCACAACCAGAAGAACCACCCGCUGGAGAUCCUCAAGCGGCACAUAUAUGACUACUUCCUCGCCCUCGACGGCUACAACUUCUCGAGCCACGACUCGCUCUCGCCCGCUGUGUCACUCGAGGACAACUUUGACAAGCUGCUGAUUCCCCAGGACCACCCCGCCCGCGGCAAGACCGACACCUACUAUGUCAAUGAGGGCACGGUGCUGCGGACGCACACGUCGGCGCACCAGAAUGAGCUGCUGGCGCAGGGGCACCGGUGCUUUCUGGUGACGGGGGAUGUGUACCGGAAGGAUGAGAUCGACCGCUCCCACUACCCCGUCUUCCACCAGAUGGAGGGGCUCUGCAUCGUCGACGACGGCGUCGACCCAAAGGACGACCUCAUGCGGGUCAGUCAGACCCCUCCCCACUCACCACACGCAUACACACGCGAUACACGACUGCGCCCUGUCGGUGCUCUCCCUUCCUCAGGUGAUCGGCGGUCUGAUAGAGCACCUGUUCCCAGGGUGCGAGUGGCGGCUCAACGCCGACUACUUCCCCUUCACCGACCCCUCCUUUGAGAUCGAGGUCAGGUACCAGGACAAGUGGCUCGAGAUACUCGGCAUGGGCGUCGUCCAGCCAAAGAUACUCGAAAACAACGGCUUCAGCGGCGAGAGGGGCUGGGCUUUUGGUGUGGGCUUGGAGCGGCUGGCGAUGCUGUUCUUCGACAUCAAUGACAUCCGUGUGUUCUGGUCGGAGGACCCCAAGUUCCUCUCGCAGUUCGAGAGCGGGGAGUUCGUCAAGUUCAAAGAGUUCUCGAAUGUCGACCCGGUGAGGGAGGGAGGGAGCGGUGGAAUGCAAUUCAACUGCACGGUCGCGCUGACCUAUAUUGUCUGUAUUCUCUGUGUGUGUGUGUGUGUAGGUCGAGAAGGACAUAUCGUUUUGGCUGGACAGUGACGAAGUGGCUGAGGGGGAAGACGGAGACGACGACUGGACCUGGUACGCCCACCACUACACAUCUGCACCCGCGUGGACACACUCAUGGGUGCAGUGUGCUUGGCCGGUCUGUGUUGUGUUGUGUUGUCCAGGACGGACGCGAAUUCGUUUUACGAGUUGAUUCGCGAGAACAGCGAGGACCUGAUAGAGGAGAGCAUUCUGGUCGACCGCUUCUUCCACCCCAAGAAGAAGCGAUUCAGCCACACAUACAGGCUCAGGUUCAGCCCAGCCGCGACGGUCAAGGUGCGCGACACACACACAUAUGGAUAGAAGAGGCAAUGGUGAAUGCGGGCAUCCACCGAUCUUUGUCUCUAUGUGUGCGUUGGUCUGAUUUGUCAGGACCCGGCUGAGUUCACGUCAGCGGCGAAUGAGAAGAUGGAGAUGAUCAGAUCUCUGGUCGCGGAGAACCUGAGGAUCGAGCUCAGGGAAAAGUGACCAUGAAGAUGAGGACGAGGGAUGCAUGCUCUCUGCUGUUGUGUGUCAUGUGGCGGGGAGAGAGGCAUGUAGUCGUCUAGCUUUGACGCUGUGUGCCGUGUCCAUUCGUUUGACUGCCGCGUCGGAUGCCUCUCGUGUUUCUUGAGCAGACAGUAACACGAAACACAUCUAAGGCGGCAGCGGAAACGAUCGAUUGAGAUGGUGAAGG
Vitrella brassicaformis is the source of this 1971-nucleotide messenger RNA. NCBI's taxonomy places the organism in Eukaryota, Vitrellaceae. The record is from the annotation of a GenBank genome assembly.